This is a messenger RNA of Guillardia theta CCMP2712, 2115 nucleotides long. RefSeq lists its product as hypothetical. The record is from RefSeq and is a predicted model, not a curated record. Lineage: Eukaryota; Cryptophyceae; Pyrenomonadales; Geminigeraceae. The coding region runs from base 1 to 2115 and encodes 704 amino acids. Gene Ontology annotation, molecular function: protein binding. The transcript is spliced from 9 exons.
AUGAAGAAGACGGGCCUUAUGCUGAAGCUGUUUCUUGUGUUGAUGCUUCGAGGGGCAUGUAAGGAAGGAGUGGAGGCAGAAUUCGAGGACUGGGUUUCGCAGAUCCUGCCUUGUCAUGCACGUUUGCAACAAGCGACGAUGCCAAGAUCCGAUGGCGUGUGCUCUGAGGGGAUUCUCAUGUUGAGAGGAAUGGGGCAUGGUCGGUCGUCAAGAUUGAUGCUGAGAGGAGGAGCAGACAACACUCAGAGUUCCGAAUGGAAAAUGUACAUGUCGCGGUCACUCAAGAAGCCAUACUGGGUCAACGUCAGGACUGGAAUCACCACCUGGCAACAGCCAGCGGUGUCGGCUCCUCCGAUGCCACGGCCUGCCAUGGCGUCCCCUGCCCCGCGCCCACAAGUUGGAGAAGAAGUUUCAAGGAAGCGACUCAAGCAGGAAGUCUCCUCAGAAUCGCCAAGACCGGCCGAUGGUGCCGAGACGAACAAGUGGGAGAACAGGACGAGAGAGCUGGCAAAGAGACUGUCGGACUCGCUGGUUUCAAUGAUGUCUUCGAGGGAUGCUCCUAUGGGUCAAAAUGGAAGCGUGACACUCAAAUCCUUCUUUGACGCGAAGAUACAGAGACUGAACGAGAGUCUGAUAUCAGAGCAGGUCGAUGACGGGGCCCGAGACGAAAUCAUGUACAAGAUGCAAUGGUUUCGGAGUGUACAGCAGCUGCUGAGUGAGGAUUUUGUUGAUGGCUUCAACCCCCCUGCGCCGACAACCAGGCGCGAGAAAAUCAGGCAGUUUUUCGAGCGAGACAUGGCAGCAACCUUGCAAACCAUCCCGAGUUCAAUUGGUCUGAACAAGAUCAAAGAGACGGAUUGGGUUGUUCGAUACUCCAGAUCACAGAACAAAGAGUACUGGGUGAACCGACUGACUGGACAGACCAGUUGGACUCCUCCUCAACUCCCGAAUUUCACUCCUCUCGAAGAGUUCUACAUAGAUCAGAUGAGCGAGCUGAAUCAGACGCUGUGGAAGUCCUGGGACCAUGAAGGGGAACAGUCAGAAACACAGCACGAGCCUCCGAUGAGCGCAGCAGAAAUCCCAACGGACCUCACAAGCUUCCUCUCCGGUGGCAUUCUUGGCUCUCAGGGUGCAGCGGUCGAUGACUACAGAGAUGAGGACUUGGAGGAGAUUCUCGCUGAGUUUGGUACUCACUGCACAUGUGAAGGUGACGAGUUCCCCAAGGUCCUUGGCCUCAAGGACUUUGACGAAGUCUGCAAUGAGACCUUUUCAAUGCUUGGAAACUUGAGCGAGGUUCCUGGCGCAAAAGACUUCGUCACUGCAGCAAGGAGACUGCUGGAGAAGAAAGAAAACAGCUCAGGUGCCUUGCCCAGCACCCGAACUCCUCUAAGACUCUCUGCAGCCCCGUUGCAGAACUUGAGAGAGAGCCUUGAACAAGACAACCUGACUCUCAAUGAGUUUCUUCAAGAGGUACAACGAGACACCUCAAGCUCAGGACAUGCGCUGUCCAAGGUGGCGGAGGAGGCUUGCAUCCAGUCGCUCAACGACCUUCCUCUGCGACUCGACCAUGAGACUCUGAGCGCCUCGGAGCGCGUCAUGAUGUGGAAGACCAUGGCGAGGAGCAACUGCACUCUGUGGGGGAGGAUGGACUUAAACCUGAGCACGAGCCUGCAACGCCCCAAGCUGAUCCCCCAAGACUUUCCCAGCUUGUCUCUGGCCUUAGGACUGCUCCUCCACACCAACCGCACCCUCUUCCUUCACGCCUCGGAGGUGCAAGGAUGUGGACUGUGGCCAGACAGCUGCAAGGAGCAGAUGGUCGUCCCCAAAGGCUCCUCCCUCUACUUCACCUCUGACAGGGUCUCCAUGCCUGCAUGCGACCUGUGCGGUCUGCUCCUGAUGCUGCUCCAGGAGCUCGAUCACCACUGGUACAUGGAGGAGAACAGCAGCGGAGUGAUGCUGGGCUUGAAGAGUCUGCGGGAGGAGGAGGACGAUUUGGACUCCCCAUCGUUCUGCAUCCAGGGUAAAGGAUGGAAGUUCGAGAGCUGCUCCUUGCAGAGUGAGAACGGGACCGUCAUUAUGGCAGAGCUUGAGGUUCCUGACAUGGGGGAUGCGUGA